Messenger RNA from Contarinia nasturtii (swede midge), 3865 nucleotides. RefSeq lists its product as uncharacterized. The coding region runs from base 263 to 3769 and encodes 1168 amino acids. Gene Ontology annotation, molecular function: protein binding; GTPase activator activity. The transcript has 18 exons. The record is from RefSeq and is a predicted model, not a curated record. Gene Ontology annotation, cellular component: cytoskeleton; cytoplasm. Gene Ontology annotation, biological process: signal transduction. NCBI's taxonomy places the organism in Eukaryota, Metazoa, Arthropoda, Insecta, Diptera, Cecidomyiidae.
AGUUACGGAAAUAACAUUUAUUUCCAAAUAUUUGAACAAUUUUCGAAAAAAAAAAAAAAAUUAAAGUGCAUUUUAAGCAUUUGUUUUGGUCUCGACGAAAUAGUGCCAAAGUGUAAUGUGUGUGUGUCGAUGUGUAUAUGUACAUAGCUAACAUUUAAAUUAUGAGUGUUUAAAAAUAUAAAACAACUGAUGCAAUAAAUUAAAAUUGAAACCAUUCACAUUUUAAAUUCGAGAAAAUAGAAAUUAUAAAUUGGAAUAUAAAAUGCUAUCACACGGGCAAUCAAGAAUCGAAUGGGUCGAAAUUAUCGAACCUCGUACAAGAGAACACAUGUAUGCCAAUCUUACGACGGGCGAAUGUGUAUGGGAUCCGCCAGAGGGUGUCAAUAUUAAACGAACCGACGAUUCACAAUGGUGGGAGCUAUUCGAUAAAAAUACGAAACGAUUUUAUUACUACAAUGUUGCUUCACAAACAACGGCCUGGCAUCGUCCAACGAAUUGUGACAUAAUACCAUUGGCCAAACUACAAACGCUCAAACAAAACACAGAUCCAAAUGAUGCACGAGAUGAUUAUCCAAGUUCGUCGAAUUCUAAAUACGGUUUAGAACGGCAUGGCUACGAUGAUACAAAUCGGCACGGUUCAUCAAGCAAUACAUCAAAUAUCUUUCCACCACCGAGCGCACCUGAAUCUCGAAGUGCCGAUAUCUUAUCGCACAUAUCGGAACGACACAAUAGCUAUAGUCGCCUCUCUCCUGGAGACUCUGCUUCCACUGGCAAAAACAAAUCACAUCGCUACUGUCGACACACUCAAGGCUCAACUCCAUCGCAUGGCGGAAAGCUAGACUCUGGUAAGUCAAGUGAUUCUAGUUUGUCGAGUAGCUAUAGACAUGGCCAUGACAGCGGUAGCUUACGCGUAGAUCAACGAUCAAAACAUUUAGCAGACAAUACUUAUCGAAAAAUGCAAGAAAGUUCCAGUUCGCACAGUAUUCCUCAUGUGGCAUUAUCAUCAGAUUCGAAAGCACCAUCCAUAUCCUACUCAACGUCACAAACCACUGAUAUUAGCAGUGCACAGUCAUCGAGUACCCCACAAUUUAAAAAGAAGUUACUAUCUGAAAGUGGCAGCCAUAUUGCGAAACAUCAAAGUUUUGAUUAUGCCAAAAAUUCUCCUAUGGUAUCGUUAGUACGAUCGGGUAGUUUUAUGUCAACGCCAAAACAAACAAAUGUUGUUAAAAAAGGUAGCAUCGAUGGUAAUGGUGGUGGGGCAAGUGAUGAUUCCAUGCAUGAAAAAUAUUUCAAGUCAGUUGAAAAUACACCAGUGUCAAAACGACGCAAUCAGUCUUUGUCAGCGUGUACCAAUCAAAAGCAUUCAAGUGAUUCCAGUCCUCAUAGUCCAAUGAGUCCAAAGAAAAAUACACUACGAACAACAAGACCCACUGCUCUAACUGCUACAGCUGAACCAUUUCACCUAUUCAAAUCUAGUCAAGAUAAUAACAGUUUAGAGAAAAGUUCCAAACAUGAACGAUUACCAUCCGAUGUUAGGUAUUUGGAGAAGAUGCGUAAAGAAAUGCCAAAUAAAACGUCACCUUCAAAUGAAGCCAUUGAUCAUAGUACAUCCGCUGUGUCAAUAAGUAAAAUCAAUAAUUUAUUUAAACCAUCGUCGUCAACAUCAACUAAUAAAAGCAGUACAUCUAGUCAUUACAACACAAAUUCAAUUGGCAAAAGUUCAACUGGCAAAGAGAAAUCAAAUUCUCACACUCAAUACAUGGAUCGAUACAAUUCAUUGUCCGAAAAACAGGAUCGAAAAACUUCAUCGAAAAAAACGAAAAAACACCAGUCCUCAAAUAGUGAUGUCGAUUAUGUUGAAUACGACAAUGACAAUAUGUCACCAUUGUACAGCAAUUGGGAUCAAGAAACUCAUGAACACUUGCUACCAUUGCAACAUUAUAUUAUCGAACAAGCAAAAUUAUCGGGCAGCUAUCACAUGGGCGAUACGCUCGAUUCCGAUUCAUUACACUCAGACAGCCAGUCAGAACAUUCGUUUUCUGGUCAUGAGCCAGAUAAUGAAGAUUCAGAUCAUUCGGACAGUCAAGGUGACUACUUGGCACAUCACUAUAGCACAACUAUGGAUGAUUACGGUGAAGUUUACUAUAAUGUUCACAUUGGAUAUGAGCGAAACCAAAAACAGGACAAUAUAUCGGAAGAAGUUGAACAUCGAUUAGAACGUGAAUGCGGACAAAUUUACAGUCCGAUCAAAAAUCAUCCAUUUUUUCAACAGCAACAACCGCAACCACAGCCCCAAAGCCAAUCGUACAAUUCGCAUCAGAGUCAUCAAAGUCAACAACAGCAGCAGCAGCUUCAACCAAAAUCCCAAACACACCAAACCCAAUCAAAAACCGGCACUAGCCAGUCAUUACAAUCGAAAAAAGAUCCAAAAGAUGUUAAAAACUAUCAAAAAAUUCAACAACAAUUCUCGCAGCCAUAUGCUAAUCUACCAAAUAUUCCAAAAGCAGUUCAAAGUAAAUUACCACCAACACUUCCAAUUAUGAAGGAAUGCAAUAUUGAAAAGUUUGCACAGGAUAACUUAAAUCUACACUCAAAGGGCAUAUUUCGAAAAAAAUCAUCGAUACGUGACAUGCUAUCGUGGACACCAGACUCGAUAAGUCGCCCAAUGUUAGCAGUGGCAUUGUCCAGAGACAAAGCGACAAAGAAAAUGGCAACGGAAAUGUUCAAAUUGAUACAAAUUUAUAUGGGUGAUCGGAAGGCACGUGAUGGAAUGAGUUUAAAUUCGGUUGCCAUGGAUAUUAUAACAACAGCUUUGGCACAACCACCGUUACGCGACGAACUGUAUAUUCAAUUGUGUCGACAAACAACUGAAAAUCAUAUUCGUGGUUCACUGAUCAGAGGUUGGGAAUUACUUGCAAUUUGCUUGUCAUUUUUACCACCAUCACCUACUUUUCAACCAGCUCUUCUAAAUUAUAUGAAUCGUCAUCGAGAUCCAACAUUUGCAACAACAUUUCCGGAAGUUGGUAAAUGGCCAAUACAUGUACAAGUAUCACAUUAUGCAACUGUGGCCUGUCGACGACUUGAGCGAAUCGGCAGCAAUGGUAAAAAACAGGCCAAAAAACCAACUGAGGAUGAAAUUGAACAAUCUAGAGAGCAAAUCAUUCGUAAAAGCAUGUUUGGUAAUACAUUGGACGAAGUGAUGGAAUUGCAAAAAGAUCGCUUUCCAUAUCGUAAAUUGCCGUGGAUUCAAGUAACACUCUCACAACAAGUUUUACUGUUGAAUGGAACUCAAACGGAAGGCAUAUUCCGUGUGUCAGCUGAUGUCGAUGAGGUUGCCUAUUGGAAGGCUCGCCUGGAUCGAUGGGAUGUCCCAGAACACAAGAGUACAAUGGAUGCACACGCACCGGCAAGUCUAUUAAAACUAUGGUAUCGCGAAUUAUACGAUCCAUUGAUACCAGAUGAAUUGUAUGAAGAGUGUGUAGCAACCGAAGAUCCAGAAACGGCAGCGCAAAUCGUGAAUCGAUUGCCACAACUUAAUAAACUGGUACUAACUUAUUUAGUAUACUUCUUGCAACAAUUUGCCCAGCCUGACAUAGUGGCAUCCACAAAAAUGGACUCAUCCAAUCUGGCUAUGGUGUUUGCACCAAAUUGUUUACGUUGCACAUCACAAGAUCCAAAGGUUAUAUUGGAGAAUGCUCGCAAAGAGAUGGCAUUCAUGCGCACAUUGAUCAGUCACAUGGAUACCGCAAGCGUUGCGAAUAUGGAGUGAAGAAAAAAACAAAGCAGAAGUUAUAACAAUAAUUGUAAAAUAACAAUGGCGUUGCUAAAAAAAAAUGAACAAAUUAAAAUCAUAAAUAAACAAUAA